Molecule: messenger RNA, 9431 nt
Organism: Equus caballus (horse)
Lineage: Eukaryota; Metazoa; Chordata; Mammalia; Perissodactyla; Equidae
Source: RefSeq, a predicted model, not a curated record
CUAGGAUGUAUUAAAAGGGAAAUAAGACAUUUUAUUGGGUAGAGAUUAUAAGAGUCUUCAAGGUCUUAGCAGUGAUUAGUGCAUAACAGAGGCUGAAUGUUCUAAUCAGAAAACCUUAAGCAAUACCAAGAAAAGAAAACCAUGAAGAGAAAUGUCAGCAGCCUUCUGACGCAUUUUGUGAUAAGAGCAAUCUCUUUUUAGCAAAUAAACCUCUAUUGUCAUUAAUCACACACUAUUUGUGGGUUGUCCAUUUCCCCUGAAUCUCUAGAACAAAUCCUCCAUGAAUAGGGAAGACACACCACAUACUUUUAAGAUUUGAUUUAGCUGUUAUCGAUUUCCUCUCAAUCUCAUUCUCUUAUUCUCUUGAAUUUAAGUUGUCUUCCCCCUUUACUUAUUUGAGGUCAGAAGACUUCCAGGUAAGACUUGCCUCUGCUCAGGUUUGUCCCCAAAUAGUGAGAUAGCUUUCUGUAAGAUGUUACUACGUGUAAAUUUUUUAGCAGUCUGAGGCAUUCAUCAUCUGUAAUUUGAUAUGCACAGGUUGAUGUGUAAGUCUGUCCCACAAGACUGAAGGCGGACCACAAGUCCUCAUGGCUAGCAGUGCACCCCAGAUCUCUGGCUUCCACCGGAUCCUCUUCUUGAGACGAACCUGUCUCCUGAAGUCCAGCCUGGAGCUUGUUCGCUAUGCUGCUUGGGAGUUCAGACAGGCUGUCAGGAGUUGGGACAGUGUUGAGUCCUCUGGAGGACUAUGUUGAUGGCACUGCAACCACUCCUGCAUUAUCACAGUCAACAGUUGCUGCAACAAGAACAUCUGUACCAACACCAACCACAACACCAUCACCAUCUCCUACUUUGAAAUCAACCGUUACAUCUCCCAAAGGAACACCUAGCCCAGAAUCCUUUAAAACAUCUCCACCAACGGUUUCUUCAUUAAACACAACAGUUAGCGGUGAAGAAGCCACAACCAGUGUCACGAAGGGGGAGUUCAUCACUACAAAUACAACAGUUACAAGUCUUCCAGUUUCUGAUGCUGUUUCAACAUUACAAAGUUCCCACAACAAGACUGAGAAUCAGAAUUCAACCAAAACAACAGAAAGAACAGGUAACACUCUACCACCAGAUACAUCACCUUCUAAAACCAGUAAAUUACCCUCAAUAACAAUGCCAGAAAACGUCUCACAGUCUCAGGAAACAGGCACUGAAAAUGCAAAAAAUGCAAGCUCCUCUUCAACUAACCCCUCUUAUUCCAGUAUUAUUUUGCCGGUGGUUAUUACUUUGAUUGUAGUAACACUUUCAGUAUUUGUUCUGGUGGGUUUAUAUCGAAUGUGCUGGAAGACAGACCCAGGCGCGCCAGACAAUGGAAACGACCAGCCCCAGUCCGAUAAAGAGAGUGUGAAGCUUCUCACUGUUAAGACAAUUUCUCAUGAGUCUGGUGAGCACUGUGCACAAGGCAAAACCAAGAACUGACAGCUUGAUGAAUCCUCCCCACACCUGGGCAAGAAAUAUAGCUAUGCCAUGCCCUGGCUUGUGCUGGACCAUCUGUCGGCUGCAGAUGCUCUAUGAGGACGUCAGAGAUAUCCUGCUCUACAGUCUUCUCCACAGACUAAUGCUUGACAUGGACUCUGGCCACUCUCUGCUCUUCAGACUGCUCCAAGGCCAUGGCAGCCAGUGUGCGGCUUUCCCCAAACAAGGCAACAGUGCAAUCAUCUCUAGCAAAGGCCCUGCCUCUUCCAACCAUGCUGUGAAAGAGCAGAGGGCAGGUCUCCAUCCCUGGUACCACUGCCCGCUUCCACCCACACUGUAUCAUCCUCCUCCCAGAUUCGAGCAAACCACCAGCACUGCAAUCAGCUGCACAAUGACAUCUCACCCCUGCCAGGGCGGGCUCCUGCCCCUUUUCCACUUGAGGCACAGAAGCCUCCAUCUCCUGCUCCUUUUUGGACCAACACAGAAAGUUGUUUAUGCACUGAAAAGAAGAAAAUCUCAAAGUAAAAACCAAAGCACUGGCUCUCCUUCCUGUGAGAUGCCUGUUCCUUCUUCUCCCUGAUGAGUACACAGCGGCAAAGCAGGAAAGUUGCCCAUAAAUUUCAUAAUUACUCACCCCAUCAGCCCGAGCAACAGACCCCGAACUGUGCCCCUUUGUGAUAGGGUAUGUAUAGCUAAGAGCUUUAAUCAGAAGAAGAAUAUGAUGAUAUUUGUGCUUAAGACACAUCACUGAGUAUAUAAUGUGAAAACUCAUUCAAGAGGUGUUAAGAUUGGAAGCAGAGAAGUCAGAGACUACUGCAGUAUUCCCUAGGGAAAGGGGAAAAGAACAAGAGCUUUAACCAGGUCUGCAGGGACUGUAGGAAUGGAGAUGAAGAGGCAGAAUAGAAUAGAGAAGCAACUGGAAGAUAGGGAUUCUCCAGAGGUGGUGAUCGAUUGAAUGUGGGAGUUGGGAAUAAGGAAAAUUAGGACUAUAGAUGUUGUCCACACUUCUAUCAUGGCGCCUGGAUGGAUCCUGGAGGUAACAGCAGAGACUGGGAUCCUGGAGUGAGAGGGCACAGGUUCAGGAGGCAAUAUAGUGGUCUUCCUUUCAGACACGUGGAGUUUGAAGUGCUUAUGAGACAGUCUAGUGACUGUAUUGGGUGGGAAAGAAUUCAGCUAGUCAUGAGCAUUUCUUACCAAGAAACGGUCUCCCCAGCAUCUCUACUUCUUCACGUUCUUGGAAUCUGAAUGUUUUCCCCCCCACAGACUUAAUCUUCACCUUCUAUGCUCCAGGUGUAGAAAAGGAGAAAGCUCUCUGGAAUUAAUGCUGACUUCCAGUCCUGCUUGCCAGUCUGCACCAGUCACCUGUCUCAAUAAAGGAAUGUCCAGAUGAAUGCAAUAAUUGGAGAGAAUCAAAAAGAAUCCUGGGCCUCUCUUGCCCUUUGAGACAGGAAAAAGCACAUUACUACAUCUUAUAGGAGUGUUCCCAGGAGAGUGAAUUUGAGGAGGGGCAUUUAUGAGCAGUUAGCCUAACAGCCCAGGCAGGUGGGCUCGGAGAUGACACGACCUGCCCUUGCAUCUCAGGUUUCCAGAGCCAAAAGCUUUCAUCCGUGGAAACUUCCUACUUUCUUGAUGUUCUCAUAUUAUCUAAUGUUUGUAUUUAUUGUUUUCCACUAUGUUAAUUCAGGGAAAAUUUGCAAGUCUAUUACUAAAUAUUAGGUAGAAAAAAUGCCAUGCCACUUUGUACAUAAAUAUAUUUUAUUCAUAUUUCCAUGUGUUACUUUUAAUAAAUAGUUACUGGACUCAACACACAAAAUUUCAUAAUGUGAUGGUGAAAAUGACAAUGGUAUUAUCUUCCCGUAAUUAUGAAUAUUUUUGGAUUGAUUAUUAGAAUAUGAGAACUCACUAAUGAAAGGGAUCUGUCGUAGGUGAGAAAGGGACGGAUUCACUUAUCAGCCUCUGGUAAGGGAACCGACUCACCAUUACCAUUGACUUCCUAUUUGUAAUUCACCUGUGUGACAAGGAUGUAAGGGCAUUUGUGACACUCUGUACUGCAUUCAAUAAGAGAACAGGAUAGAGAUUUUUCACAAUUCUUUUGGUUGAUAAUAUUUCUGUGCAUGUUUAAUGUUUUUAGAAAUGUAAUGAUUUGUUCUAGCAGUCUUUCUUAAAUCUCCAUUUUGUAGAAGCCAACACUUCAUAAAUACACGAUUGUGAUAUUAUUUUUCAGUGUAUCAUUUUCUUAAAAAUAUCAUGUGACUCUAGGUGUCACUCUAUCAGAAGCAAACUCUUCUCUUGAAAGCUAACUCAUGAACUUUGACGAUUUCCUGGACACAUGGGAUCAAAGUGUCAUGUUGGUUGAAGUUCUAUGGAAAGUUUUGGGACUAAUAAGCUGCCAGUGGCAGCUGUUUAACUUUUAUGGUUACCUAAGCUUAUCUUGAUUCCAAAUUAUCUCAGUGUUCGAGGGCAGCAUAGUGGAGAUGGAAUGGUGUAUUUGAAAUUGCCUUUUAAAUCCUUUUUUUGUUGCGAUGUAUUUGAAAACUUCCAGCUUUAGGGAUUAUAUUAAUAAAUCAUCUUGGUUUUAGCUUCCUGAUGUCUGGACUAAUUCUAAUCAAAGACAUCUGGCAAGCAUAUCUGUAUUUCUUUCUGUUUCUUUGAGAAGGAAUAUGGGAAAUAGAAAGAAAAGAAGGAAAAACAGAAGGAAGGAAGAAAGGAAGAAAAGAAGGAAGGAGGAAAGAAGGAAAGAAAGAGAAUAAAAAAGAGCACGGAUCUCCAAUACAUAUACUUUCCCUUCAGGGCUGCUUCGCCCUUGCUUAACUCUAACAUUGAAGUCUUUAACCGGGUGCAACAGUGGCUGGACUGCACCCCUCAUGGAGCAUUUGUCUUCAGAAGGAAAAUAUUCCAACCCUCCAGGAUGCUUUACUGAGCUCCUCAGCAGAUGCCUUGUAAUACAGAAAGCACUGCAAAGAAACAAGUUCUCCUGAAAUUUAAAUUAUUACAAGAGAUGUAUUAUUCUGGUUUCUAGAAAACUAUUUUCUUGAUCUUUCAUAGCAUUGUUGGAAGAGAGUUUAAAAGGAUCAGGAGAGAGGAAAGCUCUUUAAUGACAAUGAAAGAACGAAAUUCACUCUAGUUCAAGAAUUGUAUAUAAAGAAUGUGCUUUAAAUUAACAAGUAUAACAUUAAAUCCUUAAAAAAUCAAGGUGAUAGAGGACUGAAGAAUUUGCAGAUAUAUGCAUGGCAUUUUGUAGCAUCCAUCUCAGAGAUAAUGUCUGCAUUUUUACAAAUCAACUUAAACUUCCGUUGAAAUAGGAUAUUUUGUUUUCAAGCAAAAAUUAUCAUUAAUUAGAUGUUUUUAAAUUAUCUGAUUUAAAUGAUCUACUUUUUAUGCCUGACUUACUAUAAGCUUUUUACUCUGAUAUACAGUUCAAAUGCCACUGUGGCAAAGGAAAGGCUGUAUUUAGAUCAAAGGCAAACUUUUAUAUGUGUUUGUUCUGCAUGACAAUAUGGCUAUAAUUUAAGUCUAUCAAUAGUCAAGACAUUAACAAGAGCUCAUUGUCAGCUGAGAAUACUCUGCUGUUGUCAGCUGACACACUGGCAGGCAUUAGCCAGCAGAGAAAGACUUCUAAAUUCUUCUUGCUGAGCUGAAAAACUCCAUUACAUAUCUGACAAACCUGUGUCUUAUUUCUUGUCUACCUGCCAUCUUUAAGUUUGUAAGGAUCAACAUAGAACAUCGUCAAACCUUCAACAACAAACAUGCAGGCUCUCCCUAACAUUUUUCUCUGUUAAGCCUGACUUAUGGCCAUUCAACAUUUUAUGAAGUUCUAAAAAGAAAACUGGAUAUGUUCUUUAAAAGUUGUGUUUUGAGUGACAAUAGUCUCAAGACAAUGAAACUUAAUUUUUGCCUAAUAUUAAAGAUAUCCAUCAUUGUAAUUAAAUAAUAGGUACUCUGAACUGAGAAUUUGUGAUGGAUUAUCCACAGAUCUUCCCUUUAAAAUUUCCCCGCAAACACAAAGAAGACUUCUCAUGUUCCAUUACAUGAAUAUACUUUGUCUUUGCUUCAAGGGGAUUUGUCUUGAGGGCCUGAACAUACCUGUUUUCUGUUCUGGAAAGAAACAGAACAAAACGGCUUUGAUAAAUAAUGAAAAAACAUCCAUCUUGUCCAUCAAUAUUACAUUCCUGAACUUGAAGUUGGAAUUCUGCCAAAGUGAUCAUGGACAAUAUUAUUAAUUAGCUAACUCCGUAUUCAACACUCACUCUGUGCCAGGAACAGUGCUAAAAAAUAAAAAUUUCACAUUCAUUAUCUCAGUUCAUCAUCACAAUAAUAGUAAGAGAAAAUUUCUAAUAUUAUUAUUUUUAGUAUUAUUAUCAUCAUCAUAAGCAUCUCCAUUUUAAAGAUAUAGAAACCAAGACAGAAAGUUAAAUAACUUACUCAACGUAGUACAAGUAAUAAACAGCAAAAAUUUGGUUUCUAACAAAAUCUCAAAUCCUUGUUCUUCAUCACUAUACUAGUCUUUCUAAUCUCUAUACUUAUCUAUAGAAAGAGGUAAAAGCAUUAUGCUCCUGGCCAUAGUUAAAAACAGGGACCAGAUUUAUUGUCCCACUAUAAACAAUUUAAAAACUGGACAACUGUUUUAGACAAUGGAUAACAGGCAAAGCUGGACUAUGAUCCAUGAGAAGAGGGAAACAAAAUUAUGAGCCGUAUGAAUGCCCUUUGACAAGUUCUAGAUCAGAAAGACCUCAAAAAAUCUGCAUAUGGGUCACUUUGUAUCUGUUGAUAAUGGGAUAUUAAGCUAUGCACACACUUAGGGUAAAGCUCCUGAAGCCAGGUAGAUAACCAAUAAGGAGUUGUAUGCUGAGAACUCUUGGCUAUCAUACAGGGCAGAGAGACACUCAAGGUCUGACCAAUGAUACUGGAAAAUCUUCAUUGAUUGCCUUGAUUAAGGACCCCAGAAGAUCACACUUGGGUAGUUGGGCUAAAAUACCCUUAAUAACAACUCUAGAAAAGCUCUAACACAGUUUAAAAGCCAGUCUUGAAAGAAUAAAGCUGUUCAUUCAUAAAAUAUUUAAAGGCCUUCCAGAACCAAAUCUGACAAUCUUUUAUAAAGACAACAAAAUAUAGCAAAAACAGCUCAACAACAUAAAGUUCCAAAUAUUCAUCAUCCAAUCUAAAAUCAUAUUUGUUGUUAGUUCCAUUGCCCCCUAGCAACCCUGUCUACGGUAGAGUGGAACCCUGCUUGAUCUUUUUGUGCCAUCCUCUCACUUCUAAUGCGAUAUCAGACAAUGCUCCACUGCUAUUCGAAGGAUUUUCAUGAGCAAUUUUUUUUACGAGUGGGUGCCAGGCCCUUCUUCCUAAUCUGUCUUAGUCUGGAAACUCCACUGAAACUUGUCCACCAUGUGUGACCCUGCUGGUAUUUGAAAUAUCGUUGGCAUAGCUUUCAGCAUCACAGCAACUAAAAUUAUAUACAUGUCCCCAAAGAGGUAAAUUGUGAAACAUAACCACGAGAAAAGUUAGCUAAUAAAAAUGGACUUGGAAAUGACAAAGAGGAUGGACACCUCACAACUAAUUCCAUGAGUCUAGUAUUAGCCUAAUAACAAAACCAGCCAAAGAUAUUACAAGAAAGAAAAACAGAAAAUAUUAAAACCUGUAGGCUAAUAGCUCUCAUGAACAUAAUACCAAAAUAGCAAAACCACUAGCUAAAUAUUAGCAAAUAAAAUUUAACAAUGUAAAAAAAUAAGUGAGAUUUAUCUCAAGAGUCCAAAGUUGUCUAACAUUUGAAAAUCAGGCAUUGUAAUUCAAUAUAUUAACAGAAUAAAGGAGAAAACCUAUAUGCUUAUCUCAAUAGAUAGAGAAAAAGCAUUUGACAAAAUUCAAUAUUUAUUUAUGAUAGAAUCUCUCAAUCAAAAUAGGAUUAAAAAGAACUCCCUGAAUCUGACAAAGCGCUUUUAUGAAAAACCUACAGCUAACACUUACAUACAUGGUGAAAAAUUAUAUGCUUUUUUUCUAAGAAAGGAAGUAAACAUAUUCACUCUUACUGCUUCUAUUCAACGUUGUUCUGGGGGCGAGGUCCUGGCCAAUGCAAUAGUGCAAGAAAAAAAAUGAAAGACAUAUAUGGAUUGAAAAGGAAUAUGACAAAAUCAUGCAUAAAUCCAAUAAAAUAUACAAAAUAGCUACUAGAAUUAGUAAGUGAAUUUGUUAUAGCUGCAGAACACAAGAUCAAUAUACGGAGUCAACCGAUUUAUUUAGUAACAAAAAAUGAAAUUUGAAAAAAAUACCGUUUACAAUAAUGCCAAUAAAUAUAAAAUUCUUAGAGAAAAAUUUUACAAAAUAUAUGCACUCCUUUUAUACUUAAAAGUGUCAAAUUUCUGAGAGAAAUUAAGGAACACCACAUCAUGGAUUGAAAGACUCAAUAUUAUUAAGAUGUCAGUUCUACUUAAAUUGAUUUAUAGAUAUAUUGCAAUUCGUAUCCAAAUUCAGUUAUCCUCUUUGUAGAAAUUGAUAAGAUAAUUCCAAUGUUACUAUGGAAAUAAAAAGGGCUUAAAAUAGCUAGAACAUUUUUUUUAAAACCAUGAAGAUGGAGAACUCACACUACUGGAUUUAGAGACAUACUAUAAAGCUACAGUAAUCAAGAUAGUGUAGUAUUGACCUGAGAAUAGAAUUUAAUCAAUGAAACAAAAUAGAGAUUCCAGAAAUAAAUGAAUGUACGCUUUUCUCCUAUAUAACUGUUUUUUGACAAGGGUGCCAUAAUAAUUCAAUGGGGAAAAGACAGUCUUCUCCACAAAUGCUCUGAAACAAUAAGAUACUCACAUGCAGAAAAAAACGAAGCUCACUUACCUCAUGCCACACACAAAAAGAAAUCAAAAUGUGUCAUAAACUGAAACAUUAAAUCCAGAUUUAUAAAAUUUGCCUUCUUUAGAGUCAGUAAAGAUUUCCUAAAUAGGACACAAAAGGCCAAAACCAAAGACAAAAUGGUUAAGUUGAACUUUAUCAAAAGAAAGAAUUCUACUCUUCAAAUGGGCACUAAUAUACUGAAAAUGUAAGCCAAAGCAUAAAAGGAAAUAUUUACAUUAUAUAUAUCUAACAAAUGGCUUGUAUCUAGGAAACUUAAGGAACUCAAAAAAUUUAAAAAUAACUUAAUCUACUAAAGAGCAAGAAAAAUAUUUGAAAAGACAAUCACAAAAGAAGAUAUAUGAUUUUCCAAUAAGGACAUGAAAAGAUAUUCAGUAUUAUUCAGUCAUUAGGAAAAUGCAAAUUCAAAACUACAGUGAGAUACCACUACAUAUCCACGGGAAUGGCUAAAGUUAUAAAGGCCAAUAAUGCCAAGAAUUGGUGGGAAUAUGGAGGAACUAGAACUCUCAUACAUUGCUAGUGCGCAUGUAAAAUCAUACAACCAUUUGGAAAACAAUACGGCAGAUUCCUCUUGAAAAAGAGUUUAAAAAGUUAAAUGCAUACUUCUCAUCUGAUGCAUCUCCAUGUUUAUGUAUUUACCCAAGAGAAGUGAAAACAUAUGUCCUGGAUAUACAAAGACCUACAACCAAAUGUUCUCGUUAGUUCUAUUCAUAAUAGCCAAAAUCUGUAAACAAUAAAUAAACAAAGUGUGUCAUAGCCAUACAAUGGAACACCACUCAGCAAUAAAAUGGAACAAGCUACUGAUACACCAACAAAAUGGAUAAAUCUCAGAUACAUUAUGCAAUAUACUAUGAACAAGAAGCCAGACAUAGUGGAGUGCAUACUUUAUGACAUCGUUUACGUGAAAUACUAGAAAAGAAAUCAGACCAGUGGCUGUCUGGGGCCAGGGAUGAAGGGGCAAUGCCAGGAGAGACGCACAAGAGAACCUUUGGGGAUGACAGAAAUGUUCUGUAGUUUGAUCAUGGUGUUGCUUACAUGCGUGUACAUAUUUGCCAAAAUUCAAGCCGUAUACUUAAAAUGGGCAUAUUUUAUAUGUAAUACAUACGAUAAUAAAACUGACUUUCAAAAAA